This is a messenger RNA of Chiroxiphia lanceolata (lance-tailed manakin), 2515 nucleotides long. It is a transcript of the gene ARMC10, whose product is annotated as armadillo repeat containing 10. Bases 1 to 915 code for a protein of 304 amino acids. The transcript is spliced from 6 exons. NCBI's taxonomy places the organism in Eukaryota, Metazoa, Chordata, Aves, Passeriformes, Pipridae. Gene Ontology annotation, cellular component: mitochondrion. The record is from RefSeq and is a predicted model, not a curated record. Gene Ontology annotation, molecular function: protein binding.
AUGGGGGAGCCGCGGGGCGCAGCGCUGAGGGCGGCGGCGGCCGCGCUGCUCGGGGCCGGCGCCUGCUACUGCCUGUGGCGGCUGACGGCGGGCGGGCGGCGGGCGGGGGCCCUGCGGGGGCCGCCGGCAGACAGCAGUCCUCCAGUGUCAACCCAUGGCAUGGAUGCAGAUGCUCUACAGAAACUGAUUCAUUUGCUCCAGGCCACAGAUGAUCCAUUAGUUCGAGAGCAAGCUUUAAUCACUCUCAGCAACAGUGCUGCCUUCUCUGUAAAUCAAGAUAUAAUCCGAAGUUUGGAUGGCCUUUCUGUUAUUGGAGGGAUGCUCUCUGAUUGCGUUCCCAAAGUUAAAGAAAAAGCACUAAAUGCGCUUAAUAAUUUGAGUAUAAAUAUUAAAAAUCAGGAAAAGAUACAGGUAUAUAUUACACAAGUUUGUAGGAUCGUUGAGUCAGCUCCCCUCAACUCUGAUCUGCAGCUAGCUGGACUCAGGCUGUUGACAAAUAUAUCUGUUACCAAUGACUACCAUCAAAAGAUGAUAAACUCAAUUCCAUGCUUUCUUCAUUUGCUUUCAGAAGGAACUGAAAGGACACAGAUUCAAGUUUUGAAAGUACUUGUGAACUUAUCUGCAAACCCAGCCAUAACAAGACAUCUUCUCAGAGCUCAAGUGCCAUCAUUGCUAUUACUUUUUGACAACUAUAUAAACAGAGAUAUUCUGCUCAGAGCCCUGGCAUUUGCAGCAAACUUGAAAAAGAACAUGAACAAUGAAGAUGGCACCAUAACUGAGGACCAAUACAGUGAAGACUCAAUUUUCUUUACACUCUGCAGGGACUCUGCCCCAUUUGCUCAGAAACUGGCGUUUUUGCUGCAUCACCCUGAUAUAGAAGUGAAAGAACAAGUUGUGAGAAUAUUAACACAAUAGUGUUGUUUUCUAAAAACAGACUGACCUGAUGAAAAUAUUUAAUCUUGGGAAUACUAUGCUAAAAAAACCUGCAACAAGCAAACAAUAAAACAACGACAAAUAAACCCUGAAUACUACCAUAUUACUAGGCACAAAUCAGUUACUGCAAAAGAGUAUUUAAUAUAGAGAGCAUAACAGAUUUUUUUUUACAAGCAAGAGAAAAGCAAUAGCUUAAUUAACUACAGUGCAGUUACCCACAACCGUGCAAAGUUUCUACACUUGAACAAAAAUUGGAAGGAUUUUAUUUUGCUUUGAAAUCGUCACUUUAAGGAAAGCAGGCAUAUUUUUAAAAAUAUUUUAUUAAGAGUCAAACAUUAUCUGCAACUGCAAGUUAGUAUUCUCGUCUUUAUAAAAAAGUCUAUGAGAGCAGUAUCAUACACAUUUUUACAAAAGCUUCCUAUUCUGUAGCAGCCCUUGAGCCUGCUUUCCUUGGAGAACUGUACUCCUUUUUCCUGCAACUGGAACAUCAUUGGAAUAAGCGCUUCUGCUGAAUUAGCCUCCAUAAAGUUUAAGUCAUCAAUCGAGCAUUAAUUCAAAAUGAAGUGGAAUACAUACAAACAUCACUGUAAAAGAACCUGAAUGGAGUUUCAUUGAUGAACAGAAAACAUACUGGAAAAGACUUCUCAAACCAGACUGCUAAAAAACUUCCUAACACUUGUAUUAUAGAGAAAGUAAAAAAAGCAUCAGUUUUCCACUUUGUACCAUUUUUAAGAGAACUGUAUCACCUAAACUGUUACCAGGUGCUUCAUCUUUCUAACUUAAUAUACCCACUCUGCUCUUAAUAAAACAUUCCUGUCUUCUCUUUCUGUAAUGCAAUAGACGUUAUUUUCAGAAGGUGACUUUGCAAUUAGCUAAAACUGCAAGAAAAAGAUGACCUUGAAACUGCAACAUACGUAUGCCCUGAUCAAUACAGGGGUAAAGCUACAUGUAUCUAAUUUAACCACAUAGGUAGUUUUAACUCACCAGGAAUACAGUCAAGGCAGAAAUAGAAGUUGGCAUGAUUCCCAGUCAGAACUUUGACAAUGGCUGCAUUGACAGUGAACUUCCCUUUCUCCUUCCCACUGCUCCUAAAACACUGUACAGUUUUUAAUAAGCAAGUUACAUUACAAUCACUUAAUGUUUUGCUACUUUUUGUAGACUUAAUGUGUUCUGCUGCUGAAUUUAACAAAGAAAAAUAAAAGCUAGGCCAGACACUAAGAAUUUACCAAUCCCACUCUCCUCUCCUGAUGAGACCUUAAGACUAGACUGUUCUAGGUAUAGCUGAUAUAUAUGUUUACUUUAGCUGAGCAACAGAGAUGUCUAGAUGUCCCUUUUCAUGUUGUCCAACCUAAAAAGAAGUUUUUUAAAUAUCUUGUUGAUAGAGUUGACCUUUUAUCCUUUGCUUUGACAGCUGACAGAAACAAGUGACAUUUUCUAAAAAUAUUUCUAAAAGUUGUUACAGUGUUGUCUCAGUUGUCUUUUUCUGGUCUAGAAAGACCUAUUUUUAAACGUUUUCUUCAUAGAACAAUGCUGUUGAGAUGUUCUAAAAUCAUGCAAGACUCUCCAAAGUGCCUUCAUGCAA